Molecule: messenger RNA, 960 nt
Organism: Trifolium pratense (red clover)
Lineage: Eukaryota; Viridiplantae; Streptophyta; Magnoliopsida; Fabales; Fabaceae
Product: ADP-ribosylation factor 2-like
Exons: 5
Coding region: 118-666 (182 amino acids)
Biological process (GO): vesicle-mediated transport; intracellular protein transport
Cellular component (GO): cytoplasm
Molecular function (GO): GTP binding; GTPase activity
Source: RefSeq, a predicted model, not a curated record
UUAAAUUGUGAAGUUAUAUCUUCCCCUUCUUUCAUAAGAGAUUGAACUCAGAGAAGAAUUAAGUUUUAUACUUUGGGUUGAUUUUUUGGGCUAAAUUUUGCUUGAACAAAGGCAAAAAUGGGAUUAACAGUGUCAAGGCUAAUGAGAUUAUUUUAUGCAAAGAAAGAUAUGAGGAUUCUGAUGGUGGGUCUUGAUGCAGCUGGAAAAACAACAAUUCUCUACAAACUGAAGCUUGGAGAAAUUGUCACUACCAUACCAACCAUAGGCUUCAAUGUAGAGACUGUUGAGUACAAAAAUAUUAGCUUCACUGUCUGGGAUGUUGGAGGACAAGACAAGAUUCGACCAUUGUGGAGACACUACUUUCAAAAUACACAAGGCCUUAUCUUUGUGGUAGAUAGUAAUGAUAGAGAAAGAAUUUUAGAAGCCAGAGAUGAGCUCCAUCGUAUGUUAAGUGAGGAUGAACUUCGUGAUGCCACUUUACUUGUAUUUGCCAAUAAGCAAGACCUUCCAAAUGCUUUGACCGUUUCAGAGAUUACUGAUAAACUUGGUUUACAAUCACUUCGUCAGCGCCGUUGGUACAUCCAGUCAACUUGCGCCACAUCCGGCCAAGGACUCUAUGAAGGCCUUGAUUGGUUGUCAAGUAACAUAUCAAACAAGAUAAGAUGAAUCAAAGAUCUGAGUUUACUUUGUGAUCUUUAUCAUAUGAAUAUUGAAACUUGGUGCACAUUUUGCUUAUAUAUUGUGGUAUAAACUUGCGUGUUACCAUUUUGUUAAUUUGAACUAUGAACCAAUUGUGAUAUCAACCACUAUGUACACUUUCUAAAAGUUCAGGGUAUUCAAUCACUAUGUAUGCUUUCUAAACGUUCAUGGCUUGUAAGUAUUACACUCAUUAAGAGUUCUGUGUAUACAACCCAUUGCAGCUUUAAAUAAUGUUACAGUAACUUUUGUUUUUGGCAUAAA